Messenger RNA from Onthophagus taurus, 1641 nucleotides. Its product is annotated as cyclic GMP-AMP synthase-like receptor. Lineage: Eukaryota; Metazoa; Arthropoda; Insecta; Coleoptera; Scarabaeidae. The record is from RefSeq and is a predicted model, not a curated record.
AAGGUUAUAUGUGAACUGUCACUUGGUGUUUACGUCAAUUUUUGUUGCGUUUUAUUUUGGGUCAUUCAGGGCAAUUGUGAACGUUUAAUCCCAUCAUGGCUGGUGAGGCGAAAAAUUAUGUAUUCAUGGAGCCUGUUCUACAAGAAAUUAAUAAAAAUUUUGUUUCGCUCCCGGAAAAUAUGAAAAAGCAAUAUAAUAUCUAUCAAGUUGUAAUUGGAUCCAUAAUUGAUAAGAUGAAAGAAACAAAUCCUUUAUUCUCAAAUCUCUAUCGAGAGUUAUUUUACGGAGGAAGUUAUUAUGACGGAUUAAAAAUAAGCAAACCAGAAGAAUACGAUCUCGAUUUACUUAUGAGUAUUCCAAAAUAUACCAAACCGGAACUUUCGCCGUCUGAUUUACACGGAUUUGUUAAACUAAAAUUAACAGAGUUGGAGAAAUUUAAACAGCAACCAGAAUAUAAAUCUUAUUAUACUGAUUUGCCUAAACUUCUUGAUGACGAAAAUUAUUUAGAUACGGAUCGCGUAAAAAAAUGGAUGCAUAGUGUAAUAACAAAAACGAUGAAUAAAUAUGAAAAACGCGGAGAUCAAUACAAAUUUAUUUGCGAAACAUCGCAAUUCGAAAAUACAACUUUUUACAUUAAGGUUGUAACGGGAGGACCCGCUUUUACUUUACAAAUUAAUAAUGAAGAUAUGAAAAUGGAUGUUGAUUUGGUUCCGUGUUUCGUUUUCGAUAAUAAUUGGCCUAUUCAUUGUAAUAUUAAACCAAAUUCAACAUCUUCCCCAACAUAUUUUAUUGUGCCAAAGAAACCUUACAAUAACCCUAAUGAUGGUUUAAUCGGCCGUUGUUGGAGAAUGUCUUUUCAAAUACAAGAAAGAGAAUUAAUUAGAAACAAACAAUCGCUUAAACCAGCUUUGAAAUUGUUAAAAAAACUUCGAGAUCAAUUAAAUCACGUUUAUAUGUCUAGUUAUUUUUUAAAAACUAUUUUUUUAUUAGAAAUUGGUAAUAAUAAACGCGACUCAACAUUUUGGACUUCGCAUGUUAGCACUACAUUCAUGGAGAUGUUGAAAGUGUAUCAUUCUUAUUUAACUCAGAAAAGAAUUCCUUACUAUUGGGACGAAACCUACAACAUGAUCGGCCACAUAAAACCUAUAAUCAUAGAAAAUUACGCCAACAAAGUGGGAAAUAUUAUUAAAAAAAUCGAUAACGGCGGUACAGAUCCGUUAAGCGUUGCUAAAUUUUUUUUGGAUCAACAAGAGAUGAAUCAUUUAACAGAAUAUUUUUCUGCUUUCAAAGAAAAAUCGCCAGAACGUGCUUUGAGUAAAUCUGAAGUAAGCGAAUUAAGUUUUCGUAAUGACUCUGAUGUUUUAAGAUCAAACUCUUCCAAAGAAAAUGAAGUCGAAACCCAACAGCAAUUAAAAGAUAUAAACGAAAAAUUAAAUGUAAUGAUUAAAUUGCAACAAUCACUAAUGACCACAAUGUGUGAUUUAAGUGAUAGGGUAAAAUGUAUUGAAAUUAAAAUAAAUUCGACUGUUUAAAAUAGAAGUUAAUUAAGUUAUUUAUAAAAGUGGCAACUAUAUUUGUAUGUUAUGACUUAUUGAAAUUACCAUUUUUUUAGAUUAACAAUAAAUUCUUCAUUGUUCUUAA